Molecule: messenger RNA, 1234 nt
Organism: Thunnus maccoyii (southern bluefin tuna)
Lineage: Eukaryota; Metazoa; Chordata; Actinopteri; Scombriformes; Scombridae
Product: autophagy-related protein 23-like
Exons: 4
Coding region: 23-1225 (400 amino acids)
Molecular function (GO): protein binding
Source: RefSeq, a predicted model, not a curated record
AGAACAUAUCUUAUCACUGAAAAUGGCCACAAAGAUGCUUUUCCUUUUUGCUUUAUUUGGACUGGCAUUUUCCAAGCUCCCACAUAAACGGCAGUGUGAGGGUGAAACAAAACAAGAUUCACCAACUCGUUGUUCAAAUUAUGAAAACAUUGAAUACCUUGAUAAAACACUCAAAGAUAACCAAAAGGAGCUGCAAGAAAGGAUUGCUGCUGUUGAAGGUAAGACCAGAGAAAAUCUUGAGACUCUUUCCAGUGUACAAGAGGAGCUUAAAAGGAUUAAGUUACAAACUAAGAUGGAAAUCAACCACACAAAGACACAGCUGCAAGAAAACAACGAUGACAUUUCUAGCCUGAAGAAAGAGAUUCAAGAACUGCGCAAAUCCAGGGAAAGAGAAGGAGUAAACAUCAAUGAGAUUGAAGAGAGACUCAAUGUAACUGAGAGAAAGUUGAGGGAAAAUAAAGCCAAGCUUGAAAAUCUGGAGACAGAGACCAAGGGUGCGUUCAGUGACACACAAAAACUCCUGAAUCUAUAUAAAAAUAGACUGUCCCAUCUUAACACAACAACCCAGGAGCUUGAAGGCAAAGUUGAAGCCCGACUGGAUGCCACAAAGACAGACCUUGAUACUGAACUGAAGAAAAUACAAGACAACAGUAAAGCUUUCAGUGCAAAACUCAAACAACAAAAAGCUAAAGUCAGUAAAUUUAUGGAAGAAACUGGGAGCAAAUUCAGGCAUGUUGACGAACAGCUGAAAAUACAAAACACUACAGUCAACCAGCAGAAGGCUGACGUUGACACUCUCAAGAGCAAAACUGCAGUCAAUGCUAAGGUGGCAUUUUCUGCAACUAUAAUCGAAUCUCGUGAUGUGUUCACUGGACCCAAAACUGCCAGCACCAGCAGUAUUCUGAUCUUCAACAGAGUCUUCACAAACAUUGGCAACGCUUACAACAGUAAAACAGGUUGCUUCACUGCUCCACUGAAAGGGGUUUACCACUUUUCCUUCAUGACUUUUGGCUACAACAGCUACACCUCAGGAGCCAUCUUGGUGAAAAACGGGAAAUACCAAGUGAGCACCUGGGAAUUCACAGGACCGGAUGCCAGUGACACCACCAGCAACACAGUAAUUCUUGAAUUAAAUGCCAAUGACACUGUAAACAUCAUCCUUUGGGAAGGUGGGAAAAUACAUACAAGUGUCUUCAGUGGGUUCCUUGUUUUCCCAACAUCAUAGAUUUUUGAG